AUGUCCCGUAUCAUCUCGCAAGACCGUGGUGCCCAUGACAGUUAUGGGCCACCGGAUGGUCUUAAACUGGCAGAAAAAAAUGCCAGAGACGGCCGCACAAGCGCCGACGGCAUAGUUGAACAAACGUCGGCCGAUGAUAUGCUCGGCCAUCUUGGCUAUGACGCGCAGCUGAGCCGCAAUCGCUCGACCUCCCACGUCGCCUUCAUGGCGUUCGUCUUGGCGGCAAACCCCUACGGCCUGGCGACUACCCUGAAUUACCCCCUGAUUGGCGGAGGACCUGUUAACAUCAUAUGGGGGUGGCUACUUGUUGCACUUAUCGUCAUCUGUGUGGCCGCGUCUCUUGGAGAAAUCACCAGCAUCUAUCCCACAGCAGGAGGUGGGUUUGUUCGGGCUCCGUCCAUCUACGGUCCGGUUGAUCCAUGGCUGCCAACUGACGAUGGUUUGACCAGGCGUGUACUACCAAACCGCAAUGCUUACUCCAGAGAAACACCGACCUCUGACGAGCUGGAUUUGUGGAUGGCUUUUUGUCGUAGGCAAUAUCUCUAUCACUCUGUCUGUCAACUUUGGCACGGCGACCUUUUUCGCGGCCUGUCUCAACGUGUUCGAGUCAGAGCCCGGUGUAGGCAUCUUUCCUGGACAGACAUAUCAGAUUUUUCUCAUCUUCGUUGCCAUUACCCUGCUAUGCAACCUUGUUGCCUCGUUGGGCAAUCGCUGGCUUCCGUGGAUAGACGUGAGUUGCUGGACCACCCCAGGCCGCCCCCCCUUGAAAGAUUUUGUUCCUCGUUGACAUGCAGCCUGAAGACCUUCGCUAUCUUUUGGACCUUUGCCGGAGUCAUCGCAAUCAUCAUAUCUGUCCUUGUCGUCGCCCGUAAUGGGAGGCGUUCAGCUGGUUACGUCUUUGGUCAUUUUGAGACACAGUCUGGCUGGCCCUACGGGUGGUCGUUUUGCAUUGGGUUGAUGCAUGCUGGCUAUGCCACGUCGUCUACCGGCAUGAUUAUCUCGUAA
Colletotrichum truncatum is the source of this 1005-nucleotide messenger RNA. Its product is annotated as amino acid transporter. Gene Ontology annotation, cellular component: membrane. Lineage: Eukaryota; Fungi; Ascomycota; Sordariomycetes; Glomerellales; Glomerellaceae. Gene Ontology annotation, biological process: transmembrane transport; amino acid transport. The record is from RefSeq and is a predicted model, not a curated record.